This is a messenger RNA of Colletotrichum costaricense, 348 nucleotides long. RefSeq lists its product as uncharacterized. Bases 1 to 348 code for a protein of 115 amino acids. The transcript has 2 exons. NCBI's taxonomy places the organism in Eukaryota, Fungi, Ascomycota, Sordariomycetes, Glomerellales, Glomerellaceae. The record is from RefSeq and is a predicted model, not a curated record.
AUGUUGCUGGACAUUCCGCGAGGCCAGACCAUCAGGGACAUUGUGCGACAAUGGCAUAUGGCACCCCUGAUGGAUGAAGUCAUGAGGCCACCAGGCGGUCAGUCCCCCCCGGAGGUGUCGUCGACUUCCUGGCAGCACCCGAUGUUGGCCGAGUAUCACACAUCCACAGCGGCAAGUGACGACGGUCAAAAGCGGUGCGCGGGCCACGGCCAAGGAGACAUGCGCAUGUGGACAACAAGCAGACAGGCCAUCAAGGGCAUUCCCGCAUCCCUCUCGCUGGUCGACGAAGGGCGAGUUAGCGGUGAAGGGACCACAGGGGAGAGUGGGAAGGCCGUGCGUACCCGCUAG